Conger conger (European conger) is the source of this 7441-nucleotide messenger RNA. Its product is annotated as desmoplakin-A-like. Lineage: Eukaryota; Metazoa; Chordata; Actinopteri; Anguilliformes; Congridae. Gene Ontology annotation, biological process: intermediate filament cytoskeleton organization; wound healing; skin development. Gene Ontology annotation, cellular component: intermediate filament; cytoplasm; cytoskeleton. The record is from RefSeq and is a predicted model, not a curated record. Gene Ontology annotation, molecular function: structural molecule activity.
UUUUUUCCAAGUCUACUUUAAAAUGUACAAUUUCCUAGGACAGGGAAAUUAGUUUUUACGGAGUCUUAACUCCAUGCUAUGAGCACCAUAACCAAUUACCGGCCAGACCAGCCCAGCGCUAGCUCCACGACCGAGAGGCAAGCAGACGGUAAUAAAUACUACCCAGAUGGACGGAUCCAGCGUCUUGGACCACAGCAAGACUAUCGGGGGAUAUGGCGCGGGACAUGGAGGGAGGCAUGAAGGUGUGCAGGCCCUUCAUCAGAAAGCACAAAUCCUGCUGACUCUAUUGAAAGAAUAUCUGGCCAAAGCGGACAUGAGUCGUCAGUCUGGUGGAGAACGAGGCUCAGUGGAAACUGAGAACUAUCUUGACAUUUCCACCAUGGUCCUGGAUCAGCUGUAUGCCUGUUGUGUGGACCUGCUACAGAUGGGUCAAUCCAGGAAGGGCAUCAUGAGGAGUAUGGAACAGGGUCGGGAGCAGCUGAAGAUAAUGGUCUUCAGUAAGAGCAGCCAGGGUCACGGGGUACGGAAGAACCGGGGCAGCUCCAUAGGGCACGAUGGAGGAGGGAAGAACUUCCAGCAGGCCAUGGCCUGGAUCGCCCAGCACAAACGCCUGAUAGAGACCUCUCCUUGGGGGGGUGACCAGGACAUCAUCGAGUGGCAGAUGACGGAGCACAACAAGUUCCACAGCUCCAUCCAGAGGAGCCUGGAGGUGGAGCAUGCCCGGACCGAGCUGGUACAGUCACCGAGAGGGGGGGGUUUGCAUUUUCUGGAGCAGGAGUGGGACACUCUACAGAAAAUGUCCUGGAGCAGGUCCAAUCAGCUUCAAGACCUAUCAAAGAUCUUCAAGGAUAUCUCCGUGGAGAUCAUAUGGGUGAAGGAACGUAAGGAAGAGGAGCUGGUGUUUGACUGGGGUGACAAAAACAUUGACAACUACAUCCCCAAGAAGCAGGAUAGCUACUUGAGGCUGAUGCGUGACCUGGAGAAGAAAGAAAAGGAUCUAAAUAAACUCAGUGCAAAUGUGGAAAGCCUUCUGAACUAUAAUCACCCUGCUGCUGAUAAGAUUAAGGCCUACAAGGACACUCUGCAGACCCAGUGGAGCUGGCUGCUUCAGAUCACCAAGUGCAUCGACACACACCUGAAGGAGAACGCUGCUUACAGCCAGUUUUUCAAGGAGGCAAACAAAAUGCUUGUCAAGCUGCAGGAGGAACACGAAAACAUCCAUAAGAGGUAUACCUAUGACAGAGACACCCCACUGGAGAAGCUUCAGGACCUUCUCAAGAACUUGGAGAGAGAGAAGGAGAUGAUCAUGAAGAACAAGUGGCAGGUGCAGCACCUGGUCAACAAGUCCAAGAGCAUCGUGAGACUGAGGCCCCGCAACCCGCACGAGAAGAGCAGCAGUCCUGUGAUCGUCAAGGCGCUGUGUGACUUCAAAGAGGACCAGAAGCAGAUCCUGAAGGGUAAUGAGGCCAUCCUGACAGAUAACUCCCAGCACAGCAAGUGGCACGUGAAGGGGCCCGGGGGUUUGGACAUGCCCAUUCCCUCCGUCUGCCUGCUGGUGCCCCCUCCCAACCCCCUCAGCAUCAGCCUGGCCAACAAGACUGAGCAGCUCUUUGAGACCAUCAUGGGGAUCUGGAACCAGCUGUUCAUCAACAUCAAGAGCCUGAUAUCCUGGCGCAACUGCAUGAAAGACAUUGAGCACAUCGAGUCGCUCACCAUUACCAUGGCGACCAACAUGCGGCCAGAGAAGUACCGAAAAAUCAUCAAGAGCCUGGAGACGAGCUACCAGGAGUUCCGGCGCAGCUACGUGGGCUCAGAGAUGUACACCAACGAGGACAAGACGCAUAUAGAGAACCAGUACCAGUAUGCUUUCGAGAAGCUGGUGGGGCUGCCCACUUACGUAGAUGGAAGUCUGCUAUCCGAGCUUCAUACCCUGCGGCAGAAGCUGGAGGAGACCGAGUCAGGCUUGACCCAGCACAUCCACAUACCCCUGGGGGAGAACAGCGUCCACGAGUGCUCCCAGCGCAUUGUGCGCAUGGAGGGCAUCAACCAGGACUUGGACCCUAUCCGUGAGGAGUAUGUGAAGCUGAGGGAGAAGAUCCUGUUCCAGCUCGACGGGAUGAAGGACACGGACAAGGCCAAAUUCCUAUGCUCUGAGCUCAACCUCAUCAACCGGAAGAUAGGGAGCCUGGAGGGCUUCUCCUCCUCCUACACAGAGAGGCUGAAGGCACUGCAGGCUCUACAACAAAGCCUGCUCCAGGCGGAGGACAUUGUGAAAGUGCAUGAGGCCCGUCUGACCGAGAAGGAGACCUUGUCUCUGGAGCCGAGGCAGCUGGAGGACUAUCGGGCCAUUCUGAAGAAAAUGAAGCAGGAUCUGGACCAGAGGGACGUCCUAAAGAAGCUGGAGUUGAAGCUUGGGAAUGCUGAGCGCUGGAAUGAUCAGAUCAGCCAGUCCUUCCACAAGUGUGAUGUAGACCUGUCCAGAUACCGGGAGCAGGUCACCCAGAUGAGCGACCGAUGGCGUCGCAUCCUGUCCCAGAUCGACAGCAGGGUGAGGGACCUGGAGAAGCAGCAGCAGCAUCUGCAACAGUACCAGCAGAGCAGAUCUCAGGUCAGCAACUGGAUCGAAAACACCCAACAGAAGCAGGACUCCCUGCUGUCUAACAAGUUAUCCGAUGUCAAUACGCUCAUCAAGCACCUCAACCAGCAGAAGACGCUCUACUCUCAAAUCAAAGGAAAGAAGGACAAAGUUGAAGAUGUUGUGAGGGACGCGAACACCUGUGCAUCCUCAAUCACGGACUACGAGCUGGAUCUGGCCUCAUACGGCGCAGGCCUGGAGACACUGCUCAACAUCCCCAUCAAGAGAACCAUGCUGCAGUCUCCAGCUACCGUUGUCAGGGAAGAGGCUAGUGACAUCCAGUCCAAGUACAUCGAGCUCCUCACCCGCUCAGGUGACUACUACAAGUUUCUGGGGGAUUUGCAGAAGAACAUGGAGGAGCUGAAGAUCAGAAACACCAGAAUUGAUCUUUUGGAAGAAGAGCUAAGACGCUUCAAAGAGGAAGCUCAGGAUCAGGGCCAGAAGAACCGGUCCCUGGAGGACAGCCUGGCUCGUUACCAGCUGGAGCUCUCCCAGUCCAAGGACCAACUCCUGUCCAUGGAGGAGGUCAAACGGACCCAGGCCUUACAGUGCAAUACUGCCAAAGAGAGCCUGGACAGCACCUACAGCCAGGUGAAGGACCUGGACGACAAGGUGACCCACCUCACCUAUGCACUAGACGAGGAGAAGAGGAAGCGUCGGCUGGCAGAGGAGAGGUACACCAACCAGCAGGAGGAGUACGACAUCAUCGUCCGCAAAAGGCAGAGGGAGCUGGACGAUGUCAGCCGCUCCAAGCUGGAGAUCGAGAAGACCAUCAAGGAAAAGGAGCGGGACAUCGAGAGGCUACGGAUGCAACUGGAGGACGAGGAGGCCCGUAGGAGAGCCUCUGAUUCCGAGCUCUCAAAGGUAAGGAACAAGUAUUGCCAGGAAAUAAAUAGCAUUAAGCAGUCGUACGAGACGGAUAUCCAUGUCACCAAGACGAGUAUCCAGAAGCUGGCCCAGAGGAAGGAUGAGGACUUGGCCGACCAGAGCAUGGAGUAUGAGAUACUAGUUGAGGAGAAAAAUGAGCUGGAGGAGGAUCUGAGGAAGCUCAGGCUGUCUCUCAGCCAAGCGGAGGAGAUGAAGAGGAAGGCAGAGGAGGAGCUGCGCCAGUGGAGGACCUUGGGGACGGAGGAGGGGAGGAAAAGGAGGGAGCUGGAGAUCCAGCUCGAGACCUUGGUCAGGGAGAGGGAGGAGUUUGAGCUGUGGCAGAAGGAGACACUAGCAGGUGCCUCCAAAGCAUCAAAGGAUAAGGAUCAGAAGAUUACCCAGCUGUUGCAGGAGGUGGAGGACAAGAAGCGGAAAAGGAGGGACUUUGAGGCAGAGAAUAGCGGCCUGCGGAAGGCCCAGACAGAACUACAGUCCAAGCAUACCUCCACCUUGCAAAUUGUCAGCAGAGUGAAGGCAUCAGAGGAGGAGGUUGGUACAGUCAAGGCAGAGCUGGAGAGACAGAAGGCCGAUAAGGCCAAGGGUGAGCAGCACAUUUCCAGGCUGGAGAUACAAAUAAAGGACCUGCAGCGGAAAUCUGGGGAGCUGGAGGCUGAGGCCCAGCGGCAGAGGGAGGCGGCCCAGAGAGAGGCGGCCCAAAGGAAGAAGGUGGAGGUUGAUCUGGAGAAGACCAACCUAACCUGCAAGGGACACAUCAGCACCAUCACUCUUCUGAUGAAGGAGAAGGAUGAGUCAUCCAGCUCCGGUCAGAAGGCCAAGCAGGAGCUGCGGAGCCUCCAGGAGAGCCUGGACAAGGCCCUGAGGGACUACAGAGAUGCCAGAGAGAAGCUAGACAGGCUGACUGCCGAGCUGAAGGCCCUGCAACAGCAGCUCACCCAGGAGCAGGCGCGGGUCAGAGAGGUCAAUAUCCGCAAUGAGACACUUUACAAGACCAUUGAGGAGAAGAGCAAGAUGCUCAGUGACCACAGCCGCGAGAUCCAGAGGCUCCAGGGCAUGACUGAGUCCCUGACUAAGGAGCGACUUAGGCUGGAGGAGGAGCUGAGGGCCCUCAGGCAGGAGAGAGAUGAGCUAAAGGAGGGGAAGGAGAAUAAUGACACCCAGAACUCCACCUACAUAUCCUCCCUUGAGGUGCAGCUACAGACCAGCAGCAAGAAAGGACAGGAGCUCCAGGACCUCAUUGACGACCUGACCAAGGAAUGGGACAGGUUGAAAGCGGAAAUUGAAACAAUCCAAAAGCAAGCGGCUGAGACAUCGGGCCUUAUGCAGGACUCCCAGACACGCUACAAGGAAACCCUCCUCAUCAGGAUCAAGAAGGUGGAGCAGGAGAAGGGGCGGGCCCAGAAGAAUGAGGAUGAGCUGUCCCGCAUCCGGUUGUCCCUGGAGACGGAGAUGCGACAGAAGCAGCAUCUGCAGGAUGAGCUGGAUCAGCUCCGGAAGGACUUUGAGUAUUGGAAGAGCCAAUAUGAGCUGAAGGAUGGGCUCCUCCGCAAGUGUGACACUGACAAGGGCAAGGCGGAGCGGGAGCUCACAUCCCUUAGGAGUGAGAUUGAGAGGCUACAGGCUGAGCUGAAAGCCUUGGAGGACCGCUACAAGGGCCGGCUGCAGAGCUCUGAACAGGAAGUGACUGAGCUGACCCGGAUCAGAGAUGAGCUAGAGAGGGAGCUUGCGUUGCUCCGGAAGCACCUGGGAGAAUUAGAAAAGAGAACAGUGGUUGAUCAUUCUGUCAUCACUACAGAAAUGGUCAUCACUACCAGCACCGCCCCUCCCGUGUCAUCAGUGAAAGAGCUGACAGUGGACGGAAACCGUGGAAAGGUCUCCAUUAAGGAACUGGACCUCCUGAACGCCUUAGACGUCAAGAAAAUUGGUGAGGGCCUGCUCACCCCCGAGGACAUUGGGAGCAAGCUAAAGACAUACCUACACAGGUCAGACUGCAUCGCAGGAAUCUUUCUUGAGAAGGAAAACAGUACCCUCCCCAUCUACCAGGCUAUGAAGGAGGGCCUUCUCCGCCCAGGCACCACCCUAGAGCUUUUGGAAGCACAAGCUGCCUCUGGUUUUAUGAUUGACCCCCUUAACAACCUGUUCCUGACUGUGGAGGAGGCAUGGAAGAGGAACCUGAUAGGUUGGGAGUUCAAGUCCAAGCUGCUGUCGGCUGAGAGGGCCGUCACAGGCUACAAUGACCCACGCACAGGCAAAAUCAUCUCCCUCUUCCAGGCCAUUGAGAAAGGCAUCAUAGAGAAAGGGCAUGGAAUCCGCCUGCUCAAGGCCCAAAUUGCAAGCGGUGGUAUCCUCGACCCCAAGGAGAACCACCGCAUUGAUGUGGACAUAGCCUAUCGCCGGGGAUAUUUUGACAAGGAGCUGAAUGACAUAUUAGCCUAUGAAGGGGAUGACACCAAGGGCUACUUUGACCCCAACACAGAGGAGAACCUUACUUACCUGCAGCUGAAGGAGAGGUGCAUCAAAGAUGAGAAGACUGGCCUGGUCCUGCUUCCCCUUUGGGACAAGAAGAAACAGGCCUACCCCGGGGGGCUCCUUGACUACGACACUUUCUUAGAGCUGUCGGAGCAAGAGUGCGAGUGGGAAGAGAUCACGGCGGCCGGUCUGGUGGUGGUGGAUCAGAAUGACAUCCAGGACUACCUGGACAAGGGUUUGCUUAGCCAGAGCACAGAACCGCUCCGAGUUCACCGACUAGAUCUCAACAAGACUAACACGGACUUGUCUAUAACUUCCACUUGUGCAGAGGAUGUUGCUACCUGCAGUAGCCCCACACAGAUUAGGCCCUCCUCCCCCACCGCCAGAAAACGCUUCUCGAGCAUCUCCAUAACCCUCUCUUCACUAUCAGAGAUCCUGGACGAUCAGAGCCCCAUUGCUGCUAUCUUUGACACGGAAACUGUAGAGAAGAUCACCAUCCCUGAGGCCCACCGUCGUGGGAUUGUGGACACCAUCACCGCCCAGCGUCUCCUGGAGGCCCAGGCCUGCACAGGGGGGAUCAUCAACCCAGGCAAUGCCCAGAGACUCUCGCUGCAGGAUGCUGCACAAGACAUGGCCGCCAAGCUGAAGCCCGCCCAAAAGGCCUUCCUGGGCUUUGAGGAUGUGAAGACCAAAAGGAAGAUGUCAGCAGCUGAGGCCAUGAAGGAGAAGUGGCUGCCCUACAAGGCUGGUCAGAGGUUUUUGGAGUUCCAGUACCUUACUGGGGGUCUGAUUGAACAUGGGACUAGCCAGAAGUUAUCCAUUGAGGAGGCUAUCAAUAAAGGCUGGCUGGAUAGGAGGGCGGCGCGGAGGUUGCAAGACACGCGCCUCUACCUCAAGAACCUGACCUGCCCAAAGACCAAGCUGAAGAUCUCCUACAAGGAGGCCAUGGACAACUGCAUGGUAGAGGAGGACAACGGGAUGGAGAUUAUCCAAGCCACCUCCAUCUCCUCCAAGGGGAUCAGUAGCCCAUACAAUGUGCGUUCCCACUCCGGAUCCCGCUCUGGCUCUCGAACCAGGUCCAGAACCGGGAGGGGCAGUGUGGACCUUACAACCUCCACCUCCUCCGCCUUCAGCUUCUCCUCCACCAGUUAUAGCACUAGCUCCACCUCUUAAUCGCCUCAGAGGGGUUUUUCGCGAUGACCCAUGCCAGGGGUGUUUUGUCUUUGUUUUCACAGUGUGAAACCGGUGCACUGAAACCAGGGAUAUUAAGUGAGUGAGGGGUGUUUGGGACAUUCAUGAUCAUACAAUAUUUAGGCAAGCUUAGGUGUAGACUGGUAUCAUUUAGUGGUAAGCAUAAAAAUGCUUACUUUGAUUUAACACAACUUAUACCCAGCUUCUGAUGUUAAUGCAUUUAAUGUGUUGAUGUAUUUUUUUACUUUGGGUGAUGAGGAA